AUGAAUACAGUAAUAUCUGGCUCACCUCAUGAGCCCAUGACAAGAUCGAUUGCCUGCGACCUUGAGAAACGAGGGUAUAUUGUCUUCGUUACUGUUACAUCAACAGAGGAACAACAUGUCAUCGAGAGUGAAGCGCGAGAGGAUAUUAGGCCGUUAUGGUUUGACCUCUCACAACUGAGCGCUGUUAUUCUCAUACCCUCCCUCAACUACCCUACGGGCCCGGUUGCAGCGAUCCCAGCGUCCAGUUGGGCUGACACGAUCAACACACAUAUCUUAUACCCUAUCCUCACCACUCAAUUCCUCCUCCCUCUCCUCACACUUAAGUCGAAUCCCGCUUCCGUCGUCUUCGUAUCUCCAGCCAUUCAAUCCGCCCUCUCCGCUCCAUUUGCCAGUCCCGAAGUAGCGACUGUACGUGCUAUAUCUGGCUUUGCCACAAGCUUACGCCAGGAGCUGAAUCUAUUAGUUUCAUCAAAUGGCAAUUCUAGUGGUGUUGUUGAUGUUGUCGAGGUGAAAAUCGGUAACAUCGAACUUGGUCGCCAAUAUCGAAGUGGACAAAGACAUAACAGUAAAGGAACGGAACUCCUUACAUGGAAGCCGCACGAGCGGGCUCUUUAUGGGUCUCCUUAUCUCUCGAGCAUCGACUACCGCCUGGGAAAACCUAUAAAUAUAGCCCCGAACUCUAGUCCGGCGCGAGAGUUGCAUUACGCGAUAUUCGACGCGAUUGCUCCAUCUAAAAAGACCAUUUUUGGAUGGCGCAAAAAGAAACCUCGCACUAUUCAUGUUGGUCGGGGGUCUAUUGCAUACAGCAUCAUUUCGCGGAUCAUCCCUGGUGGAAUGAUUGGAUGGAUACUUGGUCUGCGACCUAGCUCUCUUGAUACCUACGCCGAACGACCAACGGCCGACGAAGGCAAUGCAAGCAGCAACGAGGCAGGCUGGGAGAGAGUUGCAGGUGCCUAA
Trichophyton benhamiae CBS 112371 is the source of this 957-nucleotide messenger RNA. RefSeq lists its product as uncharacterized. NCBI's taxonomy places the organism in Eukaryota, Fungi, Ascomycota, Eurotiomycetes, Onygenales, Arthrodermataceae. The transcript is spliced from 2 exons. The record is from RefSeq and is a predicted model, not a curated record. Bases 1 to 957 code for a protein of 318 amino acids.